AUGGGUCGUGGUCCAAAGAAGCAUCAGAAGCGUCUCAGUGCGCCUUCGCACUGGUUUUUGGACAAGCUCUCGGGUGCCUACGCUCCCAAGGCAUCGCCUGGGCCUCACAAAAGCCGCGACUGCCUCCCCUUGAUCAUCCUCCUCCGAAACCGCCUCAAGUAUUCCCUGAACAAUCAAGAGACCAAGAUGAUUGUGAUGGACCGUUCGGUCAAGGUCGAUGGCAAGGUCCGAACGGACAUGACCUACCCUGCGGGCUUCAUGGACGUGAUCUCGAUUGACAAGGUUGGGGAAUACUUCCGUCUGAUCUACGAUAACAAAGGCCGCUUCGCCAUCCACCGCAUCCAACGGGAAGAAGCAGAAUACAAACUCGGCAAGGUCAAGAGAGUUCAACUUGGCAAAGGAGGAAUCCCAUACUUGGUUACGCAUGAUGCUCGCACUAUCCGAUACCCAGAUCCAGCCAUCAAGGUCAACGACACAGUCAAGAUCGACCUCCGCAGCGGAACGAUUACCGACUUUAUCCGAUUCGAUACCGGUGUGAUAGCUAUGGUUACUGGCGGUCGUAACAUGGGUCGUGUCGGUGUCAUUACGCAUCGCGAGAGACACGACGGUGGCUUCAACAUUGUACACAUCAAGGAUAAGGUUGACAACUCGUUUGCGACCCGAGAGAGCAACGUCUUCAUCAUUGGCAAGGAGAGAGAGUGGAUCAGUCUGCCCAAGAACAAGGGUAUCAAGUUGUCUAUUGCCGAGGAGAGAGAUCGUCGCCGUGCUGUUCAGAUGGCCAACUCUCGAGCGUAG
Molecule: messenger RNA, 795 nt
Organism: Cladophialophora psammophila CBS 110553
Lineage: Eukaryota; Fungi; Ascomycota; Eurotiomycetes; Chaetothyriales; Herpotrichiellaceae
Product: 40S ribosomal protein S4
Exons: 4
Coding region: 1-795 (264 amino acids)
Biological process (GO): translation
Cellular component (GO): ribosome; cytosolic small ribosomal subunit
Molecular function (GO): structural constituent of ribosome; RNA binding
Source: RefSeq, a predicted model, not a curated record